GCAGUUCCCUGGGUGCUUGAUUCGUUAAUGGCUCAAGUCAAGGCUCAAGGGGAAAUAACAGCUUCUAUGCAGGAAAUGAUGUCAGUUUCAGGACUGUGCUCCUAUUGUUAUCAUUCAACGACAUUGUGAACGACUAGUGAGUUAUGCCAGACAUUUUAGAAGCAAAUAAUCCAGAACGACACAAGCCUUAACUGUUAAAGGGUAAUGUUAUAAUUCGAGAUUGCUGUGAUCCUAAUGUUGUGAACAUUGCAAAAGAAUUGUGACGUGCACCAGCCAGUUAACAGACAUGAAAGACUAUUGGGACUACCACACAGGUUUUGCGAAAAAUGUCAAGUUGCACUCGAUGCAAUAAUGUGGUGACGAAAUACAAGAGACAAAGUACUGACAACGAGUUACUUUCAAUCCACACAGAGCGGCAAAUAUAUUUACCGAAGUCACGAGAAAAGAAAAAAACACGUGACGAACUUCUUAAAAGACUUUCAGCGUUACGCAACAGUGGUGGUGGUGUUUUGUUGAUUCAUGUAAACGGAACAAGAGCUGGGGACAGAUGCCUGAAGUAUUUUGACGAGUUUGUCGGCAAUAUAGUGACCCGCUUGCUGGAACCCGGAGAAGUAUAUGCCAACACCUACAGACGUCAGUGGUUACAGGAUAUAUUGGAUGACAGUGCUGGAUUUAUUCAUAUACGCGUUGCAGCUGUGAAAGGUGUAGCUACUGUAGAUUUCAAUACAAAGCUUGGCAAGGAUUAUGAGAAUGUAAUUCCCACAACACAACAACUACUCACCGUACGAUCACAUAUUCUCAAAGCUACUGACCCUGUACUUAGAAAUCUACCACCUGACAAACAACAGUUACAUGAAGAUAUUCACAUUCAGUUAAAAGGCUUUCCACCACCACAUACCCUAACUGAAGCAAUACAGAAAGAUGCCAACGACUUUGUGGAGUACCUGUGGAAUAAGCUUAAAUUAAAGGAUAGCAUAACUUCUAUGUCAAAGAUUCCUGAAGGUGGAUCCUUCUAUUUUGGAAUAGGUGAGAAGAGUACACCUGAGACUGACACAUAUAAAACAAUUAUUCCAGAUGUACAUGGAUUUAAGUUAAAAGUGGGUGAGGGAGAGUUUAAGAAAACACUCAAGUCAAAGCUACAAAACUGUGUACUAUGGGGUCGAAGUGAGAACACUUUCACUGAUGUCCCUUCUGAUCUGAUUGCUAUUGCAUUUCACCGAAAGCCAUUUGAUCCUCGGAAAUGUGUUCUAGAGGUGGCUGUGAAGUGUGUUGAAGGUGUUGUGUUCUGUGACAGCCAUGGACCUAGAACAUACGUGAUAGAAAAAGGACAAAUUUGUAGAAUGAAAGAAGAUAAUUGGUCAGAAGGAAUAUUGAAAACUCAUACAAUUCUUAGAUGCUAACUCUGUUUUGAAAUCACCUGAAGCAGUUUGUUCCCAACAUGUCCGGAGAGAACAGUGAGUCCAAGGCUUCUUUGGGUUACAUUCAUCAUUCAAAGGGUACACCAGGGGAUAAUCAUGAAGUCCAGAUGGCUCAUGAUGAAGCAACUGAUGACAGCAGUUCUCUUGGAUCGAGUCCAUAUCAGUCUGAUGAAGAAAUCAUCAUGAGUCUGUUUGCCCAAGUAAAUGACUCCACGUCAAGUUCUGACGACCAGGAGCCACUUCAUGCAGAUUUUCCCUCGGUGGGAAUUAGCAGAGACGAACGAAACUUAAUACUUGAUCAGACAGACCUCAAGAGGGAAACAGAUCCUGGUCACAGAAUAUUUCCCCAAUCUGCUAAGAAGUAUUUGGAGCAUCUUGUUACCAGAUUAAAGGUGAUUCCAGUAGAAAUCAGCGACCAACAAGUCUUUUAUCAGAGAGACCCCAAGAGGGCAAGAGAUCCUGGUCACAGUAUAUUUCCCCAGUCUGAUAAGAAGUAUGUGGAGCUUAGUUUGCAGAACCCCGGUGACAAAGUAGAAGUGAUUUCAAGAGAAAUCCAGAAUGUUCUACACCAACAUGUUGGUUGGGCCUACAUAGCACAUCAGAUGGCUCAUACUGAAUGUCGCAAACUACCUACCAUGUCCAUCUGUGACGUGGCUAUCAUUAGAGCCACACAGCCACUGCACAUCCUGACAUUUGUAGAGGACGGAGGCAAACAGGAGCAUGCAGUGGAGUACAAUGCCCAGCUGACGAGAAGCAUCAUGGGUUUCAUCAAGAAGGAGACAGGUGUGUCACUUGAUGUCGUAUAUGGAGUUGUACCUGCGUCCACGUGGAAGGAUGAGAAGAUGUUUAAGGAGAAGCUAGAGCGCUUAGAAACUGUAGCCAGACGGAAGGCCUUACCUGGAUACCUCCACAUGGAUACCGAGAGAUACACAGCCAUAACCAAGGCACUCGCUGACCUUUAUAGUGAACCAGGGGUGAAGGACCAGCUUGAGAGCGAGAUAAUUAUUGAAUCCCUUGAUCGUGACGGAAAAGCUUAUCUCUUGGGCAAAUUUCUAAACCAAAGUGAAACAGAUUCUGGCCUCGGCCAUGAUAACAAGCAAGAAAGGAAGAUAGAGACACAAGAUGCAGAAGAUUCAGUUGGCGAGAACGAGCAAUAUCGAUGGGGACCUGCAGGGGACCUUAUCUGGACGCGUGAGGAAUACCAAAGGUUGCAGAAUGAAUUUUUGGAGCCGCGGUAUAACAGUGCAGGCAAGCUAUUGAAGCUGAAGAUCCUGCUGUUUGGACCAACUGGCAUGGGUAAAUCAUCUCUUGGUAAUGGGUUUAGGACAGCACUCCUCAACAUGGAGCAUCCUUCAAGUUACCAUGCUGUGACAUCUGAUCCAGUAUCUCUCUCCACUGGUUUCCAAGGAGCUCUCUACAAGAAUCACUGGAUAUUUGACAUGCCUGGUAUAUUCGAGUCACCCGACAUUUUAUCUUCGAAUAUCAUCAGUAUUUUGUCAGGGAAAGUUCCAUUUAAAGCCGAGAUUGGGAAGGGUCUUGUCAUGAUGAAUCAAACCUUCAACAUGCCCCAAGACCACCACGUCUCCUGUGUGGUUGUAGUUCUGCGACAUGAACAUGGGGACUUUGGAAGGGAAAUCCAGAGACAGCUAGAGUGCGUCCGAAAAACUGUCGCCAAAGGAGACACAUCCAUCCACCUGGUCCUCACCCACCUUGAUGAGUGUGACCACCAGUUUCGUGACAGAGCCAAUCUGCCCAACUUGUACCUGUCGAGUAAAGUACAGGAAGCUGUCAGGUUGAUGUCAAAGAAGACUGGCGUACUCCCCUCGUUUAUCAGUUUCGUCAGGAACUACUUUCAGGAAACAGACGCGGAUGUGAUCUCUAAACUCCAGCAUCUCAGGGUUCUUCAGAGAAUCCUGUCCAGCUGCGUGGACCAAGAAGAGAAGAAACUCAACCAAGAGCAGCAAGAAAGAAUGAACAGGGAAAUCAGCAAACAUGAUCAGAACAGACGUACUCUCGGUCCUCCUACCUAUGGGAGUGUUAAAGCAAUGUUGGCCGUGUUACUUAUGGCCUUAAUGGUUGCAGUCAUGAUCAAACUUUGCAACCUUCCUCCACCUGCAUAGACAUACUGAGAUGUUGUAUACGUACUGAUUAUCUUUCAAGGUGUUGUUGUUGUCUUUACCUAACGCAGCACGCGGCAAUAGUUUAGCUGUAUGACGUUGAUCUUACAGUGUACGUAAGGCAAAACGUUGAAAACAUACAUGUAUUGAUGUAUAUUAAUGCUUACGUAGUGUAAUCUUCAGUGUAAUUGCAAACUGUUCCACUGUUAUGACCUCGAUUUGAUGCAAUUGUUUGAUAGGAAUUACUUAGAAGUUGACGGAUGGCAAGAUAGACACAAUUCUAUUGAUAACAAGUUCUUUAAUACUGUGAAAAGCGAC
Messenger RNA from Haliotis rufescens (red abalone), 3853 nucleotides. RefSeq lists its product as uncharacterized. The transcript has 15 exons. The coding region runs from base 1439 to 3538 and encodes 699 amino acids. NCBI's taxonomy places the organism in Eukaryota, Metazoa, Mollusca, Gastropoda, Lepetellida, Haliotidae. The record is from RefSeq and is a predicted model, not a curated record.